Lagopus muta (rock ptarmigan) is the source of this 2912-nucleotide messenger RNA. It is a transcript of the gene INTS11, whose product is annotated as integrator complex subunit 11. Gene Ontology annotation, cellular component: nucleus. Gene Ontology annotation, biological process: snRNA processing. Lineage: Eukaryota; Metazoa; Chordata; Aves; Galliformes; Phasianidae. The record is from RefSeq and is a predicted model, not a curated record. The coding region runs from base 229 to 2031 and encodes 600 amino acids. The transcript is spliced from 20 exons.
CGGGAGCGGGGCGGCACCGACGGAGCGGCGUCCGCCUGCGGCUGCGGGCCUCGGUGUUUUGAGCGCUGCUUUCGGAACGCUUUCUGUCCAGAUCGAAGCUAAACCCCCUUCUAUUUGAGCAGCCCUUGCAAUGUGGCCGUAAAAGAAAGCGCGCCUCCGGGCCGCGCCGCCUCGUAGACCGUUUCCGGAAGAACCCGGCCGCGCUUUGAGCUUUGAGGGGGGGUUAAAAUGCCCGAAAUCAAGGUGACGCCGCUCGGCGCCGGGCAGGACGUGGGGCGCAGCUGCAUCCUGGUGUCCAUCGCGGGGAAGAACGUGAUGCUGGACUGCGGGAUGCACAUGGGCUACAACGAUGACAGGCGCUUUCCUGACUUUUCCUACAUUACUCAGAACGGGAGGCUGACUGACUUUCUAGACUGCGUGAUCAUCAGCCACUUCCACUUGGACCAUUGUGGAGCUCUCCCCUAUUUCAGUGAGAUGGUUGGCUACGAUGGGCCCAUUUAUAUGACACAUCCUACCAAGGCCAUCUGUCCUAUCCUCCUGGAGGACUACAGGAAAAUAACUGUAGAUAAGAAAGGGGAAACCAACUUCUUCACAUCCCAGAUGAUUAAGGACUGCAUGAAAAAAGUGGUCGCUGUGCAUCUUCAUCAGACAGUUCAGGUGGAUGAGGAGCUGGAGAUCAAGGCGUACUAUGCAGGCCACGUGCUGGGAGCAGCCAUGUUCCAGAUCAAGGUCGGAUGUGAGUCGGUUGUGUACACUGGUGAUUAUAACAUGACACCAGACAGACAUCUAGGUGCUGCCUGGAUUGAUAAGUGUCGCCCCGAUUUAUUAAUAACAGAAUCCACCUAUGCCACAACUAUCAGAGACUCCAAACGCUGCAGAGAAAGAGACUUCCUGAAGAAAGUUCAUGAGACUGUGGAACGAGGGGGAAAGGUUCUUAUCCCAGUUUUUGCCCUUGGUCGUGCCCAGGAACUUUGUAUUUUAUUGGAAACGUUCUGGGAAAGAAUGAACUUGAAAGCUCCAAUUUAUUUUUCCACUGGACUGACAGAGAAGGCUAAUCACUAUUAUAAGCUCUUCAUCACAUGGACUAAUCAGAAAAUCCGGAAGACAUUUGUGCAGAGAAACAUGUUUGAGUUCAAACACAUCAAAGCAUUUGAUAGAGCCUUUGCAGAUAAUCCAGGACCAAUGGUUGUGUUUGCAACACCUGGUAUGCUUCAUGCAGGGCAGUCCCUGCAGAUCUUCAGGAAAUGGGCAGGGAAUGAAAAGAAUAUGGUAAUCAUGCCAGGCUAUUGUGUGCAGGGAACUGUGGGCCAUAAGAUCCUGAGUGGACAACGCAAGCUGGAAAUGGAGGGAAGGCAAAUACUGGAAGUAAAGAUGCAGGUGGAGUACAUGUCCUUCAGUGCCCACGCUGAUGCCAAGGGAAUCAUGCAGCUGAUUCGCCAGGCUGAGCCACGCAAUGUCCUGCUGGUCCACGGAGAAGCAAAGAAAAUGGAGUUUCUGAAGCAGAAAAUAGAGCAGGAAUUUCAUGUCAGCUGUUACAUGCCUGCAAAUGGAGAGACCACGACUAUAUUUACCAACCCCAGCAUUCCAGUGGACAUCUCCCUGGGACUCCUGAAGAGAGAAACAGCAAUAGGUCUCUUACCAGAUGAGAAGAAGCCAAAGCUUAUGCAUGGCACGCUGAUUAUGAAGGAUAACAGCUUCCGCCUGGUUUCUCCUGAGCAGGCCCUGAAGGAGCUGGGCCUUGCAGAGCACCAGCUGCGCUUCACCUGCCGCGUUCACAUUCAGGACCCGCGGAAAGAACACGAGACCGUGCUCCGUGUGUACAACCACCUCAAAGGGGUCCUGAAGGAUUACUCAGUGCAGCAUCUCCCUGAUGGUUCUAUAACAGUUGAAUCCAUUCUUAUCCAAGCCACAGCACACUCAGAGGAUCAAGGAACCAAAGUUCUGCUCGUAUCCUGGACUUACCAGGAUGAAGAAUUAGGCAGCUAUCUCACAUCCCUCCUGAAAAAGGGACUGCCCCAGAGCACAUCUUGAGCCACAGAGCAGCAGGCACAGUUGGGGCUUCGGAAAAGCACAGAUCUUAUUUUGUUUACGUUAUUAAAACAGAACUAGAGAAACAUUUGAAAAAGGAACUUCAGUGUCUGUUCAUUAGCCACAGUGAGAGUGUUCAGCAGUACCAGUCUUCCUCUAUUUGGAAACAGGGCUAGGUUGGCACUGCAGCCUGUUUUUAAGAAGUCCUGAAGAACAAACUUCACAUCACUUACACAGUAAGCAAGGAGGAUGUGGCACAUAGACAUGUGCAGCGCUGGGCAUGUGCAUGAAUACCCACCACAUUACAGCCAGGAGUCUGCUCAGCUCUUCAGCAAUGGCCUGCUCAGUGGCAAAGCACUGAACUUACUUGUGUGGUGGUCAAGCUCUCCAACCAGCAGUGGCAGCCCAACAACAGACAGCAGGAAUGCAGCCAGCAUCCCCCAGGAAGGCAGCAGGAGUUACUGGUGUGAACUGAGAGGAUAUGCGUAGUACAGCAGUGCCCUAGGUGUUGGGUGAGUUAUUUUUCCUCCUAUUUGCAGCCUCUAGGCAAAGCUAAGACAGAGGCAGGGCCGAAAAUAAAAAUCCCAUCCCCUGGCAGUGCUGAUCUUCAGCAUCACACAGGAACUGCUGUGCCAGGUUUCUGACAUCCUGCCUUACUGCACUGACAACUGGGCCAGCUUCUCGCCCUCAGCCUUGCUCAUCUUUCUCCCUGAGGUCAUUGGGAGAAGGAAAGAAAUAUCCUUCCCAAAUUGCCACUGGGCAGAACCCUGCUGAGACUGUGAAGGCAAUGCAGUGAGAGGAGGUCAGUUGUCAGCACAGCACUGGAAAGCAGCUUUUCUGACAAAGCAAGCAGUAGCUGAUCAGGGCAGCUCCUCAGCUGAGUA